AUGCCUGCAUACUCAGAAAGCUCUGGUCGUCACGUCGACGCUCGCUCCACUCUUUACUCCAGUGGAACCAACCUUGGUCUCAUCCCACCUGCGACCUCAAGUCGCGAAAUGCUCCUGGAAAGGCCAGACGUUAGUGUGGUAUGGCCCCUGGAUCAGUUCAUGGACCAGCUCAAACUGCGCGAUGAGGCCGGUUUCUCUGCGACGUUUAGUGAAGCUCGCGUCAACCACAUAUUCUCGAUGUUCAACUCGAUAUUCGUGGACGGGACUGGCAAGCCGAAGGAACAUGUGGUGGAGAAGGAUGAGAAAAUCGACCAAGCCCAAGCCCAGGACUACGCGCCUCAUGGCAACCUCUGUCCUGAAUUCUUUCUUGGACUCUCCGAACACAGAGCCGACGAGGGAGACCCGUCUGGGUUGAAGUGCGACGGCUACUUUGCCAAGCGGGAAGACAAGAACAGCAUCGUCACUGGGGUCCCCAAUUGGCCCUAUCAGUGGUUCACAGUCGAGUUCAAGAGCCGAAGCAACUCCAACGACCCCUUCCAGGACGACUCAGAGCAGCCUGAAGCUAGCGCCACCUCACGUCGGCUUGUCCGGGGUCAGCUGUUCUCCUACACCCAUCUCGUCUUCCACAACCAGCACCGCCGCUUUCUGUACAUGCUCCUCGUCAUGGGCUCUCAGUUUCGCGCACUCCACUGGGAUCCUUCAGGAAUCAUCGCCAGUAGUCUCACCAACUACGCCGACACUGUCGAUGGGACGAGGACGCUACUCAAAGUACUCUAUGGCCUCUCCAUGAUGAGCGACACCGCGGCUGAUUUCGAUCCUACGGCGAUUCGACUUAGUCCGACGUCGCUUGGGUGGAAGCGUAUGGAUUUUCUAGGCCUUCCCAAGUCUCACGACGUCGUUGCCACCGAGGAGGUCUCCCCAUCUCCUGAUCCUAUGAGGGAUCGCUUUCCUGAGCAUCUCUAUCACCCUCUUUCCGCCUUGGCACCCGACUGCGAACCUUUCGCCCCCGGCGACACUUUUGGCGACCCCACAGCAGCGGCUCCGUGCGAGAACAUGGACCCAUCAUGGGGUGACUGCAAGGGCCCCUCCACAUUCACCUAUAUCCGCUCCAUGUUCGAACAGUCCUGCCAGAGCGACCGUCUGCCCCGAUAUGCUAUCACAGUACAGAACAAGUUCUACCUGGGCUCCGGUUCCGAGAUUGAAUUCCUCCACAAAUUCAGCAAGACCAAGGGGAUCCAUAACGUUCCUACCCUAGUUGCGCCCAGGAGUAUCCCGGACAAGCCUCAACAGGAUGAAGGCCAACUCAGCAUGGACGUCCCUCAUACUUUUCAGGUGGAGCCCUCGAACCAAACUGGUGCAGGCUCGCGGCACAUGAAACACUGUCGCUCUGUGGUUGUGGAGGUGUGCCAGGCACUGCCGACAUUCAGUUCAUCGCAGCAUCUGGUUGAUUUGGUGCACUGUGCAUACCGUGCUCAAUGGGUCUGUGUUCUGACAGCGCAUAAAGACGCGGCUGAAAAAUGUGACACCCUCCACCGUGACAUCAGCUCAGGCAACAUCCUCAUCUGGCCCACAGGUACAUGGGCCUACGCGUCCUUAUUCCUCCAAAAGCAUCUCACGAGGGUCACAAACAUCGGCGACGACUCUGAGUCCUUCUUGCACGUCCUAAUUCACCAGAGUGUACGCUUCGUGAAGCACAACUGGUCGGAGGAUGACGUCCGCGAAUUUUGCUUCCGGUACUUCGACUCCUACGCAGGCACCUCAGCCGCCAUCGGCCACAGCUCAUUCAAGGAGGAAUGCAUUCGUGCGAAGGCUCUGGUCCACCCCACUGGCGGGGAUGCACUGCACUUUCUCAUGAAAGACGAAGCUGGCAACCUGGUAUUGCACCCUCUCAACGCCUUGAUCCAUCAGUUGUUCGUGCUCUUCUCUGCCCGCCUCCUAGCACGCGACUUCGAUGAGCAACAGGCUCGGAACAACAAAAUGAUCAAGAUGGCUAGAUUUCAGUCUCGCCAGUCCGCCCUCUAA
Messenger RNA from Epithele typhae, 2022 nucleotides. RefSeq lists its product as uncharacterized. The record is from RefSeq and is a predicted model, not a curated record. Lineage: Eukaryota; Fungi; Basidiomycota; Agaricomycetes; Polyporales; Epitheliaceae. The coding region runs from base 1 to 2022 and encodes 673 amino acids. The transcript has 6 exons.